Molecule: messenger RNA, 951 nt
Organism: Ochotona princeps (American pika)
Lineage: Eukaryota; Metazoa; Chordata; Mammalia; Lagomorpha; Ochotonidae
Product: olfactory receptor 51G1
Exons: 1
Coding region: 1-951 (316 amino acids)
Biological process (GO): G protein-coupled receptor signaling pathway
Cellular component (GO): membrane
Molecular function (GO): G protein-coupled receptor activity; olfactory receptor activity
Source: RefSeq, a predicted model, not a curated record
AUGAGCAUCCCUCACAAUGGCAGCCUCCAGAAAGACACCUUCUUCCUGACAGGCUUCCAAGGUCUGGAGAAUCUUCAUGGCUGGAUCUCUAUACCCUUCUGCUCCAUCUACUUGACAGUUAUUUUGGGAAACCUUACCAUCCUUCAUGUCAUCCGUACAGAUGCCAGCCUUCACGAACCCAUGUACUAUUUCUUGGGCAUGCUGGCCAUCACAGACUUGGGCCUUUGCCUUUCUACACUGCCCACUGUGCUGGGCAUCUUCUGGUUUGAUGCCAGAGAGAUUGGCAUCCCUGCCUGCUUUACUCAGCUCUUCUUUAUCCACACAUUGUCUCUAGUAGAAUCAUCAGUUCUACUGUCCAUGUCCAUUGACCGUUAUGUGGCCAUUUGUAACCCACUGCGCUACUCCACCAUCCUGACACCUGCUCGGAUUGUCAAGAUGGGGCUGAGCUCCUUGCUCAGAAGUGCCCUCCUCAUCCUCCCCUUACCUUUCCUCCUUAAACGUUUCCAGUACUGCCGCUCCCAUGUGCUAGCUCACGCCUAUUGUUUACACUUGGAGAUUAUGAAGCUGGCCUGCUCCAGCAUCAUUGUGAAUCACAUCUAUGGGCUCUUUGUUGUGGCUUGCACUGUGGGUGUGGACUCCCUCCUCAUCUUCCUGUCCUAUGCUCUCAUCCUGCGCACCGUGCUGAGCAUCGCCUCCCGCCAGGAGAGACUCCGGGCCCUCAACACCUGCGUCUCUCAUAUCUGUGCUGUGCUACUCUUCUACAUCCCCAUGAUCGGCUUGUCACUUGUACACCGCUUUGGUGAACAUCUGCCCCGCAUUGUACACCUCCUGAUGUCUUACGUAUAUCUGCUGGUACCACCCCUCAUGAACCCCAUUGUCUAUAGUAUCAAGACCAAGCAAAUCCGUCUCCGCAUUGUAAAGAAGUUUGAGUUUCUAAAAUCAUUUAGGUGA